Messenger RNA from Canis lupus familiaris (dog), 1560 nucleotides. Its product is annotated as ral guanine nucleotide dissociation stimulator-like. The transcript is spliced from 6 exons. Lineage: Eukaryota; Metazoa; Chordata; Mammalia; Carnivora; Canidae. The coding region runs from base 61 to 1308 and encodes 415 amino acids. The record is from RefSeq and is a predicted model, not a curated record.
CCCGCAUCCAGUGCAGCCCCACCUCAGGCUCACUUGGCUGGAGACAUCUGCUACUAGAAGAUGUUCUCUUGCUGCCUUCUCACCUCUGGGGGCUCUGGCUCCCAGGAACCCCAGGGGUGCGGCUUGUUCCAAUGCUGUAGGCAUUGGCUCCAGAAUAAAUACCAACGCAUCUGGGCCUUUAUCAGGAGGCGCCUUCCGAGCUGCACCCGGGUCGUGGGGUGCGAGCAGGAGGAAGGGGUCGUCUGCCCCACCGCCUCCAGGAGCAGGGAGGUGCCCUGCGCAGCUAACGGAGGCCAGCGCGGGCUCAGGGGUGCAGUGGCCUCUGCCUGGAUGGGGCAUCGGAUCGUCCCGGCCAAGCUCAGCCGGACGGACCUGCUGGAGCUCGAAGUCCGACAACUGCUGCCCGCCUUGCAGCGCAGGGAGAUCAUCUCCAUUUUCACCUUUUUGCAUGAUUACCGUGGAUUUGCCACCACAGACGAGGUGCUGGACCUGCUGUUCACCGAAUAUGGGUGCAUCGUAGCUGCAUGUGGUGAUAACGACGCGGACCUGCAGCGCUGGAAACUGGCCAUCUGCUACAUGUUGAAAAUAUGGCUGGAUUACUACCGGGAGGACUUUUGUCAGCUCCCAGAAUUUCCCUCCCUGAGGAAGCUUCUGGAAUUCCUAAGACAGCACAUGCCAGGCUCAGACGUGGAAGUCCGGGCCCUGCGUCACCUGAGGCAGUUCAGAAGCCUCCAUGCAGCAGAGCCAGAGGCUGGGGCUUCGGCCGGAGCAAAACACCCUGAAUCCGCCCUGGAGGCCGCCCCAGCUCCGACCGCGGGGCCUGCUGCCCCGUCGGGGCCUGGGGGCAUCGAGGCCGUCCUGGCUGCCUGGGCUGAGGGCUCGGCCCGCGCUGCGGCGCCCGCUGGGGAGGCGGAGCCCCUGCAGGUAGUGGUCACUGCUGAAGUUCACCGCUCCGCCCUGGGGGAGCCCCCUGCACCCCUGGGAGCCCUGGGGGAGGAGCAGGCGCCAGCCCCUGCUCUGGAGGUCGUGGAUGUGCCCGAGCCGCCUCCUAACUCGAUGGAGCAACCGGCCUCGGGGCCGGAGCCACCCGUUGAGCCACCCCAGGAGCCCGCCCCAGCUCUGGCUGUGUGGCCUGCUGCUUCAGGGCCUGAGCUAAUCGAGCUGGACCUGGGUGCCGGAGAGGAGGACCUGGUCAAGGCCGAGAUGCUGGCUCCUGAGGCGAAGGUGGUGCACGUGCUGGUCGAACCUAUGAUUCCCCGCCCCGAUGAGGAGGAGCCCCCUGCACCCGCGGCCACCCCGGAGGAGUAGGCCCCGGCGCCUGCAUUCGGGGUCCCCAGAGGGCCAGAGCUGCCACCUGACUCCGGAACAACUGGCUUCGACCCCUGCGCAGCCCCCUGACCACCUCGGGAGCCCGCCCCAGCUCCCACCGCGGGGCUGGUGAUGGCUGCAGCCCAGUGGAGACUUGCCCUCCCCUGUCAUUUUACUGUUUCUAUAUUUUGAGUUUUUCUUUAACCUGUAUAAUGGCUUAUAGAGUUUUAUUGUAAUAAAGGAUAAGUUAGC